AUGAAAAGAGAAGAAUUCAACACGUUUUAAAUGUGUAUUAGAGAGCCAAGCGGUAGCACAUAUUUAUGUACUGUUCGAUGAGUUAUCACCCUUGAAAUAGUUGAUUUUAAUACUCUCGGGUGGCUAUUUAUUGCUUGACUAGGAUACCACGAAAGGAAAUAGGCGUGUAAGAUAAAUUCGAUUUCAUAUAAUAUGGUAUAGCGUGCUCCGUAUUAGAACAUACCGACUUAAAACAUCAGGGGAGAUAGUAAUACACCGAAUAACCCUUAUCUUUGAAAGGCAUUUAGUGAACGUGGUAUAUAAUAAACAGACAGUUUUAUGGAUAAUAUUCACUAGGUUUAUUAACUGCAACGUUUCAACAAGGAUACUCUCACCGUUAUCAAGCAAUGAUACAAUCAACAUGUUACAGAGGGUUAUAUACAAGUGGAUAACAAUAAACUAAUUAACAGUUUGAAUCAGAAGCCAUUGUCGAACUCGACAGUCAGAUUACCGUAAUACCAAAACGCCUGUGUAUGUGUGUGAAAUAGCUUUAUUUAACACCCGCUUCCACAGAAGUGAUAUCGCCGACAGUUGCAUUAUUAUGUGAUAUUUGUUGAAAGGUUAAUCAUUUAAUACUGUUCGUUGGCGCCAUAUUAUGUAAUGGACCAUGGAUAUUAUUCUCGUAUUUAUUAAGUAACCUAGUGCGACAUUCUGAUUAAGGAACAUUUAAGACUGUCCGUUGGCGUCAUCUAUCUAUACUAAUAUUUGUGACUGUCGUUUGUCUGUUCGGGGUUGGCGGCUACACUAGGUCUGCCCCGAGUCUGAAAUUUGGGGUAUAGGGGUAGCUCGGACCGGGGAGUAACAUAGGCCAGGUGGCGUUAGUCUACCACUUCCGGUUUCGGGUUAUGACCCCCGAGCGAAGCCGGGCAUUCUUCUAGUGUUGUAUAAAAUAGGUAAUGGGUAAUGGGAAUUACCCAAUGUGUGCAAUUCAUCCAAUGUGAGGUUUUGAUUACGAAACCUUGAACAGAAACGGAUAUGAGAAAUUUGAUUAUGAAAAUAUUUGUGUAUCUCUCAUAUCUCACGAUAUUUGAAGUCACCAGGAAACUGUAGGUUCAAUUACGGAAUAUAAUUUGUGCAGAAACGGACAUACGUCAUUUGUUCAUUCAUGGUUUUAGCGCGUGCUGAUCAGUCAAAUUAUACUGUCAUAUAAUGCGGAUUUAAUGGAAUAGAUGUGAUUGAUGCCCGGUGGUAAAUACCAAUUAAUCCAAAAUUUGAACAGAUGGCGUGGUUGAUAUAUGAUAAAUGUUAAACGUACGGUUUAGGGUACAGCAAAUCAAAAUGUGACGUAAUUUAGCUUAAUGCGGAUUCUAUUGCAUAGAUGUUGUGGUUGAUAUAUUGUAAAUAUCCAACUUGUUAUUUCGGGUUCAGUAUAUCCUAAAGUGUACUUGCUGUGUAUUUUAAAUGUCAUGGGUGCCAAAGACUGUAACGUGUAGGCUAAAACGUUAAUUAGGCCGUGGGCGUAACGCCACAAAGUAUCCGAAUUAAAUUUAAUAAUCGCCAUCGUUAUCAAAAUGGUUCUUUUUCACGUGGGGUUGUUACAUUAUGAAGAUACGGAAUGGGCUGAAUAUGUCGAGAAACUUUUGCAGAAGGACAGGCGACAGGGUUUAACAGUGAAGUUACUGAAUCUACAGGGAGUUAUUGGCCCUCAUUCGCAAGAGGUCGCUGAACUAACGACGUCAUGCCUAGUAACACUGGUGCUUUUAUUACCGGGCAUGUUGGAUUUUAUGAUGGAAAACACGUGGUUAGAUGAUUAUUUUAAAACUAUUGUAGAACAUCGAGUUAUUGCUAACAUUGCCUCAUUUAUUGAUGACGAUAGCGAAUUAGAAUCCUUAAAAUAUUCUUUUAAGUCAUCCUCAAAAUGGCAUCCUUUAACUUUAUCCAAUAAUACUAAAGCUAAUGUUAAAAUGGUGGCGAAUAUAAUUGAUCUAGUCGAUGAAGUGGAAAUAAAAGAAAGACAAAGACAAAUUAAAACUCCAGUUAGUUCUGCGGUUAGAGAAGUUAUUCCGUCCAAAGUAUAUUCGCCAGGAGAAAAAGUGGCUAUAAUGUUUAAUAGUCCGAUGAAAGGAACGAUACAAGUUGGUUUUACUGGUUGCGAACAUAGAAUAGAUACACAUAAACUCAACCCCUAUACAUACAGAUUCAGAACUCCAGAUCCUAUGCCAAAGAGUAAUAAAUUAGAGAUUUACCAGGAUUCUGUUCUAAUUGGCAAUAAACCUAUAAACUUUAUAACUCCUAAUCUAGCUUCCUAUCAGAGUGUAGCGUUCAUGAUGCAGUGUUUUGGAGUUGACACCAUACCAGAAUUGGAUGUAAAACUUUGUGAUAUGUUUGAAAAAAGUAAUCCAGCAGACGCCAGUCUAACCACACUUUUCGCUGAUCUUUCAUUUUCUUCGGCAGCCGCUAGUGUUUCUGAUAAGCCACCGUGUAAUUAUCCAACCUUACUACAUUAUACAGCGGCUCACAAUCUAACAGAAUUUACUUCCCAGUUACUGGAGGCCCCAGGUGCACUCACAGCUUAUCAAAUAGAAAAUCAACAUGGACAUAAUCCCGCUGAUAUGGCCGAAUGCAACAAUCACUCAGACCUAGCUCUGUACAUUCGGGAAUUUACGGAUGCUAGAACUGUGGCUGAUGCUUGUAAUCUAUAUGUUCAUAUGAUAGGCCGGACACAAACAGCUACUGAUGCUUCAAACACAGAUGUAAUACCUGGUGAAGAUGCAGCGGAACUGUAUGCUGAGGCGAAGUCAGAAGAUACCAAAACAAAUAAACUACCACCUUUACCGCCAAGUACCCAUCGGAAACUAAGCUGUGGUGAGAUAGUUCAUCCUGUUGUACGUUCGAAUUCAUCACAAUUACUCCAAUCAGAACAACCCCCUCCUCGACCACCUAGAAACACGGGCGAUAGAUCUAAAUCUAAAAGUUUACCAACGCCUAGCCCAGGCUUACAACCAACGCCUAUACCAGGCUUACCACCAUCACCAGAAGCAUUCCUGAAUCAAUCUAUGAGAAUUUUAGAUGGAGGUGCUGUUGGAUCAGCGUCACAGCAAGAACUUAUAGAAAUACAAAAACUUGUCAAGAAUAAGGAAUUUACAGAGGAUGAUGCGUUACAGCUGUUUAAAUCAUGGAAACAAAGACCAUCUACUCAAUCUUUUAGAGAUAGACAGAAAGCUUUAAAAUCUCUACAAGAAGACCAAGUAAGUAAAAGGAAGGCAAGUGAGAGGAUUCUCAAUCAAUUGAAACCAAGUCAUAGAAAACAAAAAAGUAACAAAGAACCAUGGUGUCCAAUCAUAUCGAGCCCGACGUAUGACGCAUAUACACCAAAGAUAAACACAGACAGAGCCAGUAGUAUUAGCAACAGCAGUUCGUCAAGUAAUGGAUCGCAUCUGUCACGUGAUAGCUCUUUAUCUGUUUCAGCUGAUGUAAAUACAUCUGAUAGUGAGGGAGAUAAUCGACCACCACUACCCACACGGCGCAGACCAUCUGUAGAUGAUGGUGCUGCUACGAGUAAAGUGAGGAGGGAUCGACGUAAAUCACGUAAAGAUAUGUAUUUAGAGCACCAAGACACAGAAGAGAAAGAAGAAGAGUUGCCUACCUUACCACCACGACGUAAACCCCUUCCUGUACCACGUAUUGUAUCGAAUAGAUAGUGUAUCACAUGAUACACAGAAUUGUUCAGACUUAAACCCGCUCCUUCACCACGUGUUGUAUCGAAUAGAUAGAGUAUCACGUGAUACACAGACUUGUGCAUACCCGACAUAAUAUAUUUAUAUAUUUAGACUGGUAUUACAACCUGUUUCACUGAGUAUCAAGGCAGGUUUUAUUUCUGUGAAACGGAAUCGGGAUGAUCUCCAAAUUAAGAAACACAAAUCUGUGAUUUCCGCGAGUGGUUUCAGCGGAUCCGAAGUUUCAGCCAUAGUAAAAACAAAUCAUGAUUCAUAAAUUUAAUUGUUUGUGAUUAGAUGUGGUAUCCUGGCAACCUGACACGUCACUAAAGCGAUGUCAAGUUUUACAGAAAUUCUUAUGGAUGCUUUCUAAUUAAAUCAAUGUACUGUAGCGGCGAAGUCAGCGCAAUGAUCAUCGCGGACUGAAACAAAUGUUGUUUUAUGGUCUCAAUGUAAAUAUACAAACUAAGUCAUUUCGGAACUAACAUAUGGUUCAAUUUUAUUUCAAUAAUUCGCUUGCGCGUAGGGGGCUUUAGCAGUGGGAGAAAACCGGGGGACCCGAAGAAAAUCCACGAGAUUGAACAGGCGACCCUACUCCUUGCCACGUACAACCGGUGAACAAUGUAAAUAUACGACUUAAGUUGUGGUAUAUUAGGAAACACCAGUAUUAUUUUUAAAAAUAAGUUAAAAACUCUAAACAUGAUCUUAGUGCUACAAAAUGAAAUGAAAUUAAAUGGGGUUUAAAGGCUCAAUACCACUCUUGUUGUAACUGAAUAAUAUGUCCCAAUCUUUAUUCGGGUCAACAAAUUGUACUAUUUUACAAUAUUCCAAUUAAUUGAUGAUACAAAUUUCAUCUUAACACACCUAAUUUAAAAAAUUGGAAAAAUUCAAAUAAAUGAUUUGAAAAGCCUGACGUAAAGCUUUUCAAAUGUGACUUGGAUUUAAAAAUAUUUUUUAACCCUUUGGACAAGUAAAAUAGGAUUUAAUGGAUAAUUUACACAACAGGUAGGACACUAACACAUCUAGUACUUAGAAUAAGGCUAUUGUUUAUAUUCUGGAGCUGUCAAGCCAGCAAGAGUGUUAUUGUCCCUUUAACGUGCUACUGUUCUGCUCCGAACUGGGAUAAUAUAUGAAGACAGGCAUACGCCAUACAGUGCGCAAUGAGGGAGAUUUUGCUCGGACAGCGGCUCUACGGCCUACUCUUAUAUCGAUUUCCAACUGUCAAGAGAUCUUUUACGUGCACGCCAAUGUGUACACGGGAUCUCGGUUUUUCGUCCCAUUCGAACGACUAGACAGCUGUCCUUGUCAGGCCCUCCGCCCUGCAUCACUGACAAGGGGAAUCACGCCAGAAAAUCUGGAUGAACUUUCUCGGACAAUGCAGGAAUCGAACACCCGACCUCCAAGCCAGCCAGCCAGCGUCUUACCCACUUAGCCACCGUGAUCCCCUUCAGUGCCAUAGAAUCCCUUGUAAACUAGAAUAUUGUGACCGUUGAAUAUCUACUAGGAAUAUCAGUUCAACAAUGGUUCCUUUCCCUUCAGUAUUUAUAAAGAUAUAACGAAUUGAAAAUUCCAUCGAUCGCUUUAUUUGCCGUGGACCCAAUUGAUCGGCCUGUUUUAAAUGGGGGGAGGGGGUGGCCGAAUUGUUAGCACAUGCGCGCUAUAUCAUAAGGUCUGUCAUUGAGUCAACUGGUGUGGUUUCGUUUCCCUGGUUGUACGUGACAAGGAGUAGAGACGCCUGUCCAACCUCGUGGGUUCUCUCCGGGUCCUCCGGUUUCCUCCCACUGCUAAAUCCGAUUCUAUCUAAGCCUGAAGUUUAUAUAGCCUUGUUUUUUUUUUAUUUUUGUUUUCUUAAUUAGAUGUUAAAUAAUCAAUUUAAUUCGAUAAUAGCGUGUAUUAAACAUAUAUUAUGCAAGAGCUAAAUCUGCCUAUUGCAGGUCUUUCAUUGGGCCUGAAAUGUUAUCUAAAUUAUUAGACAUUAAUUAACUUAUCCAGACCAUAAUCAACUCUCGGUGGUAUCGCUAGCCUGCGAUGUUUAUUGGAUUACGUUCGGAAUUGCUGUUCGACUUCCAUUCAUAAUUAAAUCAAAAAAUGAUGAUCGAGGCCCAAUAUCCAAUCGCUAAAAUCUCGGUUCAUAGGAUUAGCGCUAGCCGUGUUUACUUCUCGUGACUUAUGACGAGGAAUUGAGCUGGCCUUAUCGUUUAGCACUAACCACUGGAAAGACCAUUUCAGGCUAAACAUUCCAUGGAAGUAGUCUCUGCUUACCAGAUUUAUAACCAAACCAAGAAGCAAGAUAUCAAUAACCUGUCAUUGGUCAUAAAUUAAUAGAACUCUGUCCUUAAUUUAUAGAAACGUGUUUUAAAUUUACAGAAUUGUGUCACAAAUUGUGUAACGAUGUGGUAAAUUUAAAGAACAUAAUAUAUGGCCUAAAUUGUGGAAAUUGAUAGAAAUGUGUCAUAAAUUUAUAGAAAUGUGUCAUAGAUUAUUUAAAGUUGUGAUAAAUGUGUCAUAAUUUCAAGAAAUAUAUCAUAAAAUAUAGCAGAGUGUCAUAAACUACAGAAAUGUGUCCUAUAUUAAAAAAAUGUGGCAUAAUUUGUUAUAAAUGGUAGACAUUUGUCAUAAAUUUUUGAUAUUUGUCAUAAAGUUUAGUUAUUUGUCAUAAACGGUAGAUAUUUGUCAUAAAUGGUAGAAAUGUUUCUUUAAAGAUACAUUCUCGCGUACAAACUGGGUGAUUUAAUGGUAUAUGUGGACUAAAAACAUAUUCAAACUAAUUAAUUUGUGAUAAUUUUGCUUCAAAUCCUUGUCAAACAUUGUAAUUGCGAAGGAAUGCCCUGCUAUAAAAAUUCGAUCAAACCAGGUCAUGUUUACGUCACGUGACUUACCUCUCUUGGAAGUCAGAGGAGAAUCCAUUGCAUACAUAAGACGAUGUUGUCUUUAAUCGCUUACUAUUUAUUACAAAUAUCGAAUCCUAAUUAAAUUCUGGGAUUAUCCACUACCCGCGUCUUUGUCCGUCAUUUUUAUCUCAGAAAGUGUUGUACGUCUAACUCUUCAUAAAGUUUAUCAACUUGUACAUCAAGCGCUCAAUGCUCGCGUGUGACCUUUGACAUCACGCGUGCAGAAAUUCCUAAUCUUCGGACUGUCGAUUAGGGGAACCCUUACAUUUUUGUCCUGUAUACGCUCCAUGAGUGUUUUUCGGGGAAUCCAGUAUUUUUCUAGUAAGAUUGGAUAUCUCUACUUUCCAUAUAUACCAAAAUUACCAUACUUUUAUUGGAAAUAACCACCCGAUAAAUACUUUUCUGGGAACCCAUCUUUAAUGUGUUUUAAUUAAGGUGACUAGUGGCAUGUUUCUAACUGGUCAUCGUGGUCAUCAUCAAAGUAUUGUUUUUACAUGUAUCUUAAAUCUCUCAUCAUUGUUUAGCACCCAUGAGUUUUAACUUGACUUUAUCAUAAGAAGGGAGAAGAUGACCCACGCACCUCAAUGUUCUCACAAAAAUGAAUUUAAACACCGUGCUUUAAAGUGACAUUUUGAUGUAUAAGAUCUUUAUUUUUUGUUAUUUUUUACUAAUUUUUGUAUUUAUUUAUUUAUUACUCCUUCAUGUGUAAAUAAACUUAAUAAAAUCAAUAAAUAUUC
Molecule: messenger RNA, 7323 nt
Organism: Patella vulgata (common limpet)
Lineage: Eukaryota; Metazoa; Mollusca; Gastropoda; Patellidae
Product: phosphoinositide 3-kinase adapter protein 1
Exons: 13
Coding region: 1551-3680 (709 amino acids)
Molecular function (GO): signaling receptor binding
Source: RefSeq, a predicted model, not a curated record